Molecule: messenger RNA, 424 nt
Organism: Oncorhynchus masou masou (cherry salmon)
Lineage: Eukaryota; Metazoa; Chordata; Actinopteri; Salmoniformes; Salmonidae
Product: IQ motif and SEC7 domain-containing protein 1-like
Exons: 3
Biological process (GO): actin cytoskeleton organization; regulation of ARF protein signal transduction
Molecular function (GO): guanyl-nucleotide exchange factor activity
Source: RefSeq, a predicted model, not a curated record
GGUAGAUGAGUUGGACUUCUCAGGGAUGGAUCUCGACGAUGCCCUCAGGAAGUUCCAGGCCCAGAUUAAAGUCCAGGGGGAGGCCCAGAAGGUGGAGAGUCUGAUCGAGGCUUUCAGUCAGCGGUACUGUGUGUGUAACCCGGUACUGAUCCGACAGUUCCAGAACCCUGACACCAUCUUCAUCCUGGCCUUCGCCAUCAUCCUCCUCAACACAGACAUGUACUCUCCCAACGUCAAGCCGGAGAAGAAGAUGAAGCUGGAGGAUUUCAUCAAAAACCUCAGAGGAGUGGAUAAUGGUCAGGACAUUCCCAGAGACCUGCUAACGGGAAUCUACCAUCGGAUAGAGAAGUGGGAGCUACGCACCAACGAUGACCACGUGUCUCAAGUACAGGCUGUGGAGAGGGUGGUCGUCGGGAAGAAGCCC